AUGACGGAUAUUGAAUCGGAAGUCGACUACGGAGAUGCUGACAAGUACAUCAACGACGAGUCUAUCGAGAUGGCGUGGGCCAUCAAAGCUGGAGAGCGCUCCGAAGUGCACAUGAAUCUCAUAAUGCGUUGUGACACAAAGAUUCUGCGGCUCAACAAACAUCAAGACCAGAUUUUGACCGCAUUCCGCAAAGAGUUCCCUGACUUGAACGUUGAAGAAGUCACCCCCUCCGAUUUGAAAGACAAUGGUGCCAAAGAGAAAUGGAGGGUUUUUUGUGAGCAGUUCAAAGAGGUUUUUUUUUGAAAUUUGUAUCCUCUUGUUACCACAAAAUAAAAAUUUGCAGACUGUGGACGACUAUUCAAUGGGAACACUGAUGAGAAUACACGCUUCGAAGGCCUACAGUCCUGAUAAUACGGUUGUCGUCCCAAGAGUGAGUUUGGGCGAGCGAAAAAACUCCACAGGUGAUUCGUGGUGGGUCUAUUGAGAACUCAGAGCGAGUUCUUCAAUAGACGCAUGAUGGACCGAUCACGAAAAUUUCAUGUUUAGUGGACCUAUCGCGAGAACUUUUCAGGGUAAAUAGGCCUAUGAUAUAUAUUUAUCAUAUGCGAAUUCGAAAAUUUUCGCGAUAGACGUAUUGUAGGCAAUUUUUCUUCGCGAUUGGUUCAUGAUAGGCAUAUCAUUGGCCUACGUUCUCAAUUGACCUAUCGCGAAUCACCUGUGUCGUUGCAGUAAUUGUCGUUCAGAUAAUCUAUUUGGCUGUCGAGAUGGCUCGCAACGUGGAGGGAAUCAACGAGAGAAACAAGGGUGCUUACAUCGCUCAUCGUGAAACUCUUCAAUCUCUCUGA
Caenorhabditis sp. 36 PRJEB53466 is the source of this 845-nucleotide messenger RNA. The record is from the annotation of a GenBank genome assembly. Lineage: Eukaryota; Metazoa; Nematoda; Chromadorea; Rhabditida; Rhabditidae.